Messenger RNA from Gadus morhua (Atlantic cod), 2691 nucleotides. RefSeq names its product kinesin family member 9 (gene kif9). Gene Ontology annotation, molecular function: microtubule motor activity; ATP binding; microtubule binding. The transcript has 21 exons. Gene Ontology annotation, biological process: microtubule-based movement. The record is from RefSeq and is a predicted model, not a curated record. Lineage: Eukaryota; Metazoa; Chordata; Actinopteri; Gadiformes; Gadidae.
CUAUUUUGAAAUACUUGGAGCUAAGAGAAGGAUUGAGCAGUGCUUAGCCUGUCCGCCCCGAGCGGCUCCGGUCUGCUAGCGCGGCGGUGGCUGGUAGCAGUCGGCGCGAGGUCCACCAAGACCUGCACCGUGUGGGCCAGCCGACCCAAGCCCUCGUCCUCGGUGAUCAACUGGGCGGCACAGAUGGAUUCCUGGGGGAGGAAAGGAAAAGGGAUCAUGAAGGUGUUCGUGAGAAGCCGACCGACCGCCACUUUUGCUCAAGAGCUCAUAGAAAUCCUCCCCGAUGGAAAAACGGUGCAGAUCCACCAGAGCAAAGGGAGGCGGUGUGGAGGAUACCACGCCCCCAGCUCCUGGUGCUUCCAGCUGGACGGGGUGCUGCACCUCCUGUCCCAGGAGGAGGUGUACGCCAGGGUGGGCCAGGAGGUGGUUUUGGGGGCGCUGGACGGGUACAAUGGUACGGUCUUGUGUUUUGGCCAAACAGGCGCAGGAAAGACCUACACCAUGACGGGCACCACCGAGUCCUACCGCCAGCGAGGGAUCAUCCCCCGCGCGGUGGAACAGGUGUUUCAGGAAGUGGCGAAGCGCAGCGACCACAUCUUCUCUGUCCAGCUGUCCUACCUGGAGGUCUACAACGACACCCUGACGGACCUGCUGUCCACACUGUGCCCCCCCCCGGGCCCAGUGCCCCCCCCGGGCCCCGCUCCCCGGCCGGGUCUUGCGUUGAUGGAAGAGCCCGGUGGGCGGGUGUCCAUCAGGGGUCUGUCCCUGCACCCCGUCCAGAGCCAGGAGGAGGCCCUGGACCUGCUGUUUGAGGGGGAGCUGAAUCGCAUCAUGGGAGCUCACGCUAUGAACAACCACUCCUCCAGGUCCCACUGCAUCUUCACCCUACACAUACAGUCUCGCUCCAGGUCUCUCUCUGGCACCACGUUCCUGCGCUCCAAGCUGAGCCUAGUGGACCUGGCCGGGUCGGAGCGCCUGGGUAGGACUGGGGGGGCGGGGCAGACGUUGAGGGAGGCGACACACAUCAACAAGUCUCUGUCCUUCCUGGAGCAGACCAUCCUGGCCCUGGCGGACCCCCGCAGAGACCACAUCCCCUUCAGACAGAGCAAGCUCACCCACGCACUCAAACACUCCCUGGGAGGGAACUGCAACACAGUGCUGGUGGCCAACAUCUACGGAGAGGAGACGCAGAUGGACGAGACGCUGUCCACGCUGCGGUUCGCCAGUCGGAUGAAGAGUGUCAAAAGCCAACCGUCCAUCAACCAACACGUUGACCCUGCAUUGGAGGUGAAGAGGCUCCAGAAGGAAGUGGAGACGCUGAGGGAUGAGCUGUCCAUCCAGAAUCUCCUGGUGAAUGGAGGGGGGGCGAGGUACCAGCCUCUCUCCGAGGCCCAACAGGCGGAACUCCAGGACCAGGUGCAGCGGUACCUGGAUGGAAGUCUUGAGGCCAUCAGUGUGGUCAGUGUCAGACAGCUGCAGGAGGUCUUCUCUCAGUUCAGACUGGCUGUGCAAGAGCAGGAGCAGAGAGUGAAGGCCAAGCUCUCUCAGACCUACACGCUGGUGGAGAGAGGCCGGGCCGACGACUCAGCCAAUCCCAAGGAGGAGGAUGAAGUGGAGGAGGAAGAGGAGGAGGAGGAGGAGGAGGAGGUGGGCGGCAGCCGCAGGGUGGGGGGUAUGACCGGCCGCGCCCGAGUCAAGAGCAAACGCAAGAAGGCUAAAGAAGCCCCGCCGAGCCGGGGGAAAAAGCCUGGAGCCGCGAGUCCUGUUCAUGGGAAGGCACUAGAGACCAGAUCCAGUCCCAGGAUACAUCCUCCUCCCCAGACCCCUGAGGACGAACCGGACCCCCCCGACCAGGAAGUACAGGAAGCACCACCUCCGGAGGCAGAGCCAAUCAGGACAGACUCCCCCCCCACCAAGGCCCAGGCCUUCGAGGAGUUCAAGGCGUCGGGCGGGGCCGGCCUCCACCGCCUCCUGCGGAGCAACAAGGAGGUGCUGCAGGAGCGCCGCGCCCUCCUGCACCUCCUCGGCCAGGAGCUCAACGCCGCCAAGAGGGACAUCGACGCGGCGGCGGAGGACGUCCAGCGGCACCGCCACGCUCACGGUGCGUAACCAUGGCGACGGGGAAGACAGUGUGACGAAGCCUUUGAAGGGCCGACCCGCCAAUAAAGCCGGGGUGGUGAUUCCGCAGGCCGGCUCCGGGGGUCCGAGGAGACCCAGGACGUGGAGGAGGCCCUGGUGGGCCGUCUGGGGGCCCUGAGGACGCGGUACCGCCAGCACCACGACCAGCUGGGCCCCGCGAGGGCCGAGGUCCGCUACUGCCAGCACCUGGUGGACCGCUGCAGGGUCCGCCUGCUCUCAGAGUUUGAGAGCUGGUACCCCAACUCCUUGCUGUCGCCCCGGGAGGUCCCGGAAGGGGGUUCGAUCACGCCUGGGCUCGUACCCCCGGACCGCUCUCCCUCCCUGGGCGACGAGGAGCGGCGUCCUUGUGAGCACGUCCAGAGCAGGCGAGGCGAGGGGCCCGGCGCCGUGGCCUUCUACAACGCCCACCGCCGGAGCCUCAGACGGAGGAAGAGCAGAAGACCUCCAGGAACUCUCCCAAAUACACUUCCCACCACGCUUCUCCCCUUUGCCUAGGGGACCAGAUUUUUGUGCAGACCAUCGAACACAAUAAAAAAGUUGCAGUAUUCCUUU